This is a messenger RNA of Trichomonas vaginalis G3, 6315 nucleotides long. RefSeq names its product F5/8 type C domain-containing protein. The record is from RefSeq and is a predicted model, not a curated record. NCBI's taxonomy places the organism in Eukaryota, Parabasalia, Trichomonadida, Trichomonadidae. The coding region runs from base 1 to 6315 and encodes 2104 amino acids. The transcript has a single exon.
AUGUUUUUCCUCUUCUUCGAGCGUAUUCACUCACAAGAAGAGGUCUUUUUAGAGAAUCAAUACUUCAAGGAAACAUGGAUUAUUGAUGAUAACAAGCAUAUGAACAUAAAGAAUUUUGUUAACAAAAGAACAUCACCCCAAUUAACUGUUACACCUGAUCAAGGAAGUCAAGAUUUCGUUAUUUCAAUCAGAUAUGUUGAGGGCACAAUCUUGUCUUCAGAUUUAACAGUCAAAGACAAAGUUAAAGAAAAUUAUAAACUCACAGUUACUUAUGAACCAUUUACUUUCAAUGGAGCUACAUAUAACAUCAUUGAGAUCAAUGAGAUGGAAGCCCAGAAACAUUAUCUCCACAAGUACCUUAAGAUAAAGUGCAGUGAUGAGAAUGUUGCUCUUAACUACAUUGACACACAGCACAUUAUCAUCAACAAGGAUGUAGAUUAUCCAAAGUCAUGGGGCACACCAUGGCAUAUCCGUGAUCCAGAUGAUUUCUUCCUUAGUAUGGGUCAGCCAUUGUACAUCAACACAUUCUUCACUGGUUCCCAAUUCCCAUGCGCACACACAAAGAUUGAGAACACAACAUAUCUUGGCAGAGUUAGAUACUAUUCUGGCAAGAAAUUUGCUGAUCUCAAGAAGGACAGUGAGGGUUAUUACAAUACUUGGAAGACAGUCUUAGGUGCUGCUCGUGAGGACAGAUUCGAAGUUGUUCGUGCUGAUUUGUUCUCAUAUAUCUUCGAUAUCUCAAGAAACACUCCAUUCCGUAAGCAAUUCAACUCAUGGUAUGAUUGGAUGCUUGCUAUCACAGAAGAUAACAUCAUGGAGUCAUUCAAGGAAAUCGAGAAGGGCAACACUCAGAAUGGUAUUGGACCACUCGAUUCUUAUGUUAUCGAUGAUGGCUGGAAUAACUACAACACUGAAAAGUACCAAGUCUAUGAUCCAUCUGUCUCCGGAACAACAUACAAUACAGAAGGCUUCUGGACAUUCAACAAUAAGUUCCCACAUAAAUUCUCACCACCAUCAGAUUAUUCCAGAAAGAUUGGCUCUAACUUUGGUGUCUGGCUUGGUCCACGUGGUGGCUACGUUACAGCAGGACAAUUUGGCAAAAUGAUCGAAGAUGCAGGAAAGGGCUUCUAUAAUAAACGUACCGAUGACAUUGAUGUUGCUUCUCACAAGUACAUCAAGAACCUUAAGGAUUUGCUUAUCGGAUUCAUCAGAGAUUACAAGGUCAACUAUUACAAGUUGGAUGGCUUCACAGAUUAUGAAUGCACAAACACAUCUCACGAUCACAUGACCGGUGGUGAUGAUAGCAUGUACUUCUUCACAGACCUUUGGGAGAAUUACAUUGAUGCUUACAAAGAAAUGAUCAAAGCUGCCGAAGAUGAAGGCCUUACAAACUUCUGGAUCUCAACAACAACAUAUGCCAGCAGCUCUCCAUGGCAUCUCCAGUGGUCUAGCUCUCUUUGGAUGCAGAUUUCUGGUGAUUCUGAUUACUGGAUUGUUGGAAACAACACAAACUAUGCUGACCAAGCUCUUACAUACAGAGAUUCCAUGUACUACCAGUAUUUCAAUGACUACAAAUUCCAGUUCCCAACAAGGAACAUGUACAACCACGAUCCAGUCUUUGGACAGGCAGGAACACAUCUCAAGGGCAACUUGAAUGAUGAAGACUUCAGAGUCUUCCUUUCUGGCUGCAUGAUGAGAGGCACAGCAUUCAACGAGUUGUACUACACAUACUCAAUGCUCGAUGAAGGCGACAAGUGGUUAGUUUCCGGUGAUAUCCUUUCAUGGGCUGAAAAGAACCACCACGUUCUCCAGCACUCACAGUACUUCGGUGGCAAGCCAUAUGAUGGCGAAUGCUACGGCUACUCUGCUUGGGAUGGCGCUGAUGGCUUCGUUUCCCUCCGUAACCCAGGUGGUAGUGUUACCAAAUACACAAUCACAUUAGACAGAGCCAUGGGUGUCCCAGAAUCAGUCAAGGAUGCUGUCAGAUCAACAAGAUUAGCUCACAAGACAACAGCUACUGAGGAAAUCAAGAACGGCGUUAAGUUCAACUAUGGAGAAACAUUAACAGUCACAUUGAACCCAGGUGAAAUGAGAAUUUACGAAUUCCACCAGGCCGCCGAUUCUGAAGCACCAAAGAUUGAAGUUGUCAGAUCUCUUAACGAGACAACAGUCAACCUCAGAUUCAACAAGUACAUUGAUGUCUCCAAUGCUCAGUUCUCCAUCGAUAACCUCAACAUCAAGUCAUACAAGGUCAGAGGUGAUCUCAAGACAAUCACAUUCACAACAGAUGCAAUGAAGAACUACACAGAAUACACAAUUCACGUCAAGAAUGUUUGCAACUCCUUCGGUGUUGCAUUGAACACUGAUGUCAAGUUCACAUACUUCGCUCAGAACAUCAUGGGAACACUUUCUGGUUCAUUCAAAGGAAACAACCAGAACGUCAAUAACAAGCAAGUCGAUCUUGACUCCUUCACAGUUAGAAUCCACGUCAAUGACUUCAAGAACGUUGCUAAUGCUAAGCUCUUCCACUCUGCUGAUAACACAAUCAAGGCUGAAAUUGUCAACAACUAUGUCCAAUUCACAGUUGGAUCAACGACAGUUGUUUCAUCUGACAAGAUCUCACCAAGUAUCCAGGAUAUCUACUUCGUUAGAGAAAGAAACGCAAUGAUCAAGAUCUACAUGAACUCCGAUAUCUCUGCUUCUGCUUGGGAUAAGACAAUGCCUUCUUGUGUUACAAUUUGCAACAUUAUCAUCGAUGCAAGUGAAAUUGUUUACAAGUUUAUCAACAUUUACAACUACGGUUUGGCUUACAGCGAACUUUCUGUUGCAAUUUCAAUUGGCAACGACAAGAUCGAGAGACAAUUCGAAAUCAAUAAUGGAAAGCUCCACACAUCAAAGAUCGUCAACUCUAUCACAGGCAUGUCAUUCGUACCAGCUGAAGGAUCAAACAAUUUCGUUAUCACAACACCAGGCUACGUAUUGGGCAAAGUUUUACCAAUCGACAGAUCCGAUUGGAAGAUCAAGGCCAACAGUGAAGAGUCAAUCACUCCAAGAGAUGAAGGUGCCGCUGUCAACUUAAUUGAUGGCGAUAUCACAACAAUCUGGCACAGCAAGUAUGAUGAUAAGGGCUUCCAUGGCCAUGAUGACAGAAAGAACAAUACUGAUCCAUAUGUUAUCACAAUCGAUAUGGGCAAGGUCCAAAAGGUCGGCGCUUUAUCAUACACACCAAGACAAAGUGGCUGGAAUGGUGCUAUCAAGAAGUACGAAUUGUACACAGCUAACACAGAAGAAGAGCUUAACGAUAAGAUUGCUGCUCGCCAGAAUCCAGAUGCUUCAGGCGAAUUCAAGUACUACGCUCACUACCCAUGCUACGCCAAUCUCACAAAGGUUAUUGAAUGCAGAUGGGUUGCCUUCCUUUCUAUUCUUGUUAAGCCAGAUUAUGGUUCUGGUGCUGAAUUCAAUUUGUAUCCAACAGCUGUUCCAUUACCACUCCUUGAGAUCAAUGCUAACGACUUCAAGUAUGCUAGCCAUGAGAUUAUUACAGAAAACAACCACCAGAAGCUCAUUUUCCACUACAAGCCAUAUAACUUCAAUGGCGCUUUACUCAAUGUCACAGUCAUCUACGACCUUGAGAAUGACAAGCCAUACAUGGAGAAGGAAGUUCUCAUUUCUCUCCCACAAGGCUCAGAUUUCACCUUCGAUCACAUUGACUUAGAGUCAUUUGUCUUGACAGAUGAACAAGUUCAGCAGUCAUGGACACAUCCAAACAAGGAGAAAGAUACCCGUUCAUGGCUUCCACAGUACCUCAUCACAUUAGGUCAACCAGUUUACAUCUGUGAUUUAUACACAGGCUGCAGAUUCCCACUCACAGACAACCGUAUCGAAGAAAACAUUGCUUACUUCAGAUACAACACUGGUAAGAAGUUCGCCCAACUUGAAAAGGAUGAAAACGGCACUUACCACUGCUGGAAGACAGUUAUCGGUGCUGCAAGAUCCAACUCGUUACAAGUCAUCCGUAACGAUUUCUUCUCAUAUAUUGAGGAUAUCUCCGUCAAGACAACAUUCCGCAAGCAGUACAACUCAUGGUACGACUGGAUGAUGUCUAUCAACGAAUCCAACAUCCUCGAUUCAUUCAAGGAAAUCGAAAAGGGUAUGACACAACUCGGUGUUCCACCAUUAAACUCCUAUGUUGUUGAUGAUGGCUGGAAUAACUACAACUCCAAGAAGUAUGAUGUAUAUGAUGAAGAUGCAUCAGGUACAACAUACAACGAAGAUGGCUUCUGGACAUUCAACUCCAAAUUCACACAAGGCUUCAAACUCCCAUCUGACUUCGCCCACAGAAUUGCUUCUGGAUUCGGUAUGUGGUUAGGUCCACGUGGUGGCUACAGUUAUCCAGAUACUAUUGCCAAAAUGAUCCAGGACGCAGGCAAGGGCUAUUACAACGAAAAUGCUGGUGAUAUUGAUGUCGGUUCUGGCGUUUAUGUUGAGAACUUGAAGAAGUUCUUAGUCAACAUGACAAACUUAUACAAGAUCAACUACUUCAAAUUAGAUGGCUUCGCCUUCACAGACAACAAGAACCCACAACAUGAUCACGUCACAGGAGGACCAAACGGUGCUUUCUACUACACAGACAUGUGGGAGAAGUAUGAGAAGUUGUUCGAUGCUUUGAGAGAGAGUGCCAAGGUCAAUGAAAUCAUUGACAUGUGGAUCUCAAUCACAUGCUAUGUCAACUCAUCUCCAUUCCACUUACAGUGGGCUAACUCCGUCUACAUCCAAGUCUCCAAUGACCAUGACUUCAUUAAUAUUGGUGGCAACGACAACAUGGCUGAUCAGAUGCUUACAUUCAGAGAUGCUUGCUACUACAACUUCUCUGACUACUUCGCAUUCCAGUUCCCAACAAAGGCCAUCUACAACCACGAUCCUAUCUACGGAAAGACAGGAACAGGCCUUGAGAACACAAUGGAUGAUGAAUACUUCAGACUCUUCUUACUCAUGUGCGGCAUGAGAGGCAAUGCUUUCUACGAAAUGUACUACUCAUACACAAUGCUCGACGAAGGAGAGAAGUGGUAUGUUAACGCUGAAGCACUUAAGUACAUCGAAGGAAGAUACAACAUCCUCCAGCACGCACAGAGAUUCGGUGGUGAUCCAAGAUUAGGCUAUGUUUAUGGCUAUUCCUCAUGGAAUGAUGUCGAAGGCACAAUCGCCAUCAGAAAUCCAAAUGGAACAGUUCAGUCAUACAAGCUUAAGUUAGACAGAGAAAUCGGUGUUCCAGAAAACAUCAAGUCUGUAUUCACAAAGACAAUCUUAGCUCACAGGACUACCGAAGCAAUGGUAGAGAACAAAGAAUACAAGUACGGCGACGAAAUUGAGUUCACAUUACAGCCAGGUGAAGCAAGAAUCAUUGAUUUGAAUGCUGCUAAGGACGACAAGGCUCCAGAAGUCGAAAUCGUCAAAUACAUUUCCCAGAACAAGACAAUGAUCAGAUUCAAUGAGAAGAUUAUCUUCAACAAGGAUAACUUCAAGCUCAAGAGCAGAGACAUUGUCAAUGUUUCAAUCAAGGCUGACUUCAGAACAGUCAUCAUUGAAGUUGAACCACCAUUCGGAAACAACACUGACUAUGAGUUCAUUUUCGAUGGAGUUUCUGAUAUCGCUGGAAACAAGCUCAAUGGACAAUACACUCAGAUGUACCGUGCUUGCAACAAGUUAGUCAACAUCUCCAAUGCUGUCGAAGGAGAUGAUAACAAGAUCAUGAACGACGAGUUCACAUUAGAUUCAUUCUCCAUCAAGCUUAACAUCAACACUCUUGGUAACUACAAUGGCUUGUUACUCGAAGACAAGGACAACAAGAUCAUUGUCGAAACAGAAUCAAACAAGUUCAUCAAGUUUGUUGUUGGAAACUUAUCAGUUGUUUCAUCCCACGAAAUCACUGAUAACACUAAUGUUACAUUAGUUCGUGAGCGCAACACAAUGUUGAAGAUUUACGUCAACGGAACAAUCUCCAACUCUUCAUUCAGAUCUGGUGAGAAGGAUGUCGUCAAGAUGAAGAAGAUCAAACUCGCUAAGAACAGUGUUAAGUACAACUCAAUCGUUGUUGUCAACACAGCUCUUAACUAUAAGGAAACAAACAUCGACCUUCCAAAUGAUUAUGAAAAGCAGAACGAUGAGGACAACAACAGAAGAAUGAAGAUCAUCAUCGGCGCAGCUGUUGGUGGUGGCGUUCUUAUUCUUUUAAUCAUUAUCAUUGGUGUCGUUAUUGGAGUCAACAAAUCAAGAAAGGCUAAGCUCGACUCAAUGCCACUUAUUACACAGAAUUAA